Messenger RNA from Betta splendens (Siamese fighting fish), 1488 nucleotides. RefSeq names its product heterogeneous nuclear ribonucleoprotein A/B-like. The transcript is spliced from 9 exons. The record is from RefSeq and is a predicted model, not a curated record. Gene Ontology annotation, molecular function: RNA binding. Lineage: Eukaryota; Metazoa; Chordata; Actinopteri; Anabantiformes; Osphronemidae. Gene Ontology annotation, cellular component: nucleoplasm. The coding region runs from base 175 to 1113 and encodes 312 amino acids. Gene Ontology annotation, biological process: regulation of gene expression.
GUGCAUUGUAUCCAAUCACAAAUUUUGUCAUUGCAACAUGCUCUAGCGCUUGGUCACAUCCGGUCGUAUAUAUGUUGCCACGAGUUAGCGGCGAAUUUGGAGAGUGUCCAUUUUGUGCAGCAAGUCGGCGUAUCCAGUAUUUUCUUUAAAUCUCUUCAAGAAACCACUAUCACAAUGGCAGAUGUUGAUAGUCUGCUCAUGGAGACAUCAGAGCAGAACGGCAAUGAGGGAGAGGAUGACCAAAAUGGAGCCGAGCAGGAGCUGAUGGGUGCUGAUGAGGACAAUGAGACCGAUGGAGGAAAAAUUGAUGCCAGCAAAGAGGAGGAGGAUGCUGGGAAAUUGUUUGUGGGUGGCCUCAGCUGGGACACGAGUAAAAAGGACUUGAAAGACUACUUCAGUAAAUUUGGCGAAGUAUCAGACUGCACUAUCAAAAUGGACUCAAACACCGGUCGGUCCCGAGGCUUUGGCUUCGUUCUCUUCAAAGACUCUGCCAGUGUUGACAAAGUGCUGGAACAGAAGGAACACAGACUGGAUGGACGCCAGAUUGAUCCUAAGAGGGCGAUGGCCAUGAAGAAGGAGCCUGUCAAGAAGAUCUUUGUCGGUGGUUUGAACCCUGAGGCUACAGAGGAUGCAAUCCGGGAAUAUUUUGGGGAAUUUGGCGAGAUUGAAACUAUUGAACUUCCCAUUGACCCCAAAUCAAAGAAAAGGAGGGGGUUCAUUUUCAUUACAUUUAAAGAUGAAGCCAGCGUCAAGAAGUGCUUGGAGAAGAAAUACCACAACAUUGAGGGUGGCAGGUGUGAACUAAAGAUCGCCCAGCCAAAGGAGGUGUACCAGCAGCAGCAGUACGGAGGUGGGCGUGGUGGUUACGGAGGUCGGGGAGGCAGGGGCAGAGGAGGUCAAAGCCAGGGCUGGAAUCAGGGCUAUGGAAACUACUGGAACCAGGGCUACGGUAACCAAGGCUAUGGCUAUGGUGGAUACAGUGGCUAUGGCAACUAUGACUACUCUUCUGGUUACUAUGGCUAUGGAGCGGGAUAUGAUUACAGCCAAGGCAGUGCUAACUAUGGGAAAACCCCAAGACGGGGGGCACACCAGACCAGCUACAAGCCAUACUGAUCACAUGGUAUUGCGAGGACUUCAGUGAUGUAUUAACACCGACGGCUGAACAGACUUGCUGGGCCUAACGCGACCUCUUUUAUGACAGAAGACCAUUUGUACAGAAAACAUCUGAAAUGUAACUUUUCCAUGUGUUUUUUGUUUUUUUUGUUUUUUUUAGGUUUUAUUUUCCCCUUUGGUGUUCUCUUCUUUUCCUUCCCCUUUACUUCCUCCACAUUUCCAUCAGUGGAAGUGUAAUUUUUACUGUACUUUUUGGUACCUGUUUUGAUUCUAUUGUAUUGUAAGGGUUGUAUUUUACAUGUUUGCUGGCUUUACAGGUUGGAAAUCUUGGCGCUGUAAAGGAGCUUUUUUGACAAAUAAAACAGUUUUCAGUAA